AUAUGCUUCGUGAGAAUUAAAAUAAUACAGUAAGAAAAUGAGUGAUAACUUCUGAAAAUUUCCACUCGUUGUAUGAUUAAAUUCAUCUUGCAAUCAUUGAAAUAAAUGUAAUGAUAGUUCUAUAGCAAGGAAAGGUAGUAUGCUGCAUAAUCAACGGAGACUACCUAAAACUGAGCGUAGUUAAUGAAAGUUGCGAUUGAUGGUAUCAUAGUUUGGCAAAUGUAGAUUACCGAAAGAAAGUCUACGUAAAUCCUUUUUCGAUUUUAUUGUUAUUACUGACACAAGAAUUUAAUUAUACACAAAUUUUUCAUAUGGAUUAAACAGUUUAUCGAAAUUUCAAGUGAUCCGAGUAUAAGAGUAAUAUCGAUGCGUAUAGAUAGUACGACAUAAAUGACAGUGAUGUAUAGAAAAUAAAUAUCUUGAUAAAAAUGACGUGGUGAAGAGAACCUUAUCGUUUUACAAAACCAUCGAAGAAAUUGCAAGUUUUGAAGAUGAUUGAAGAACAUUUUUUGUAAUCAAGAAGCUAUUUUAAUUAUGCUACUUACACACAAUCCGAAAAAGGUUUUUACUAUCUAUUGUUACGUAUUACGUAUUAUGAAAUUAUCUGCUAUUAUAAUGAUGGCUAAUAUUUUUGUACAUUUGGAAGGUGUUUUAUGAUGGAGGAAAGUACAAGUUCUGAAAAUGUUUGGUGUAAAAGUAAAGCUGAAGAACAAAAUAGCUUGUACCAUGAAGAAUCUAUAACUCAGUCUAUGGAAGCUAGUUCUACUUCUUUAGCAGAUAUAUUUAAUACUGCAUUUACAUCAACAGUUGAUCCAUCUCCGCAAUCAAGAUUUAAUUCAGCUAAUGAAAUGGAGUAUGAACAUCUAUUCGCAGAGAGUGAUAUAGAGGAUUCAGAUGUAGUACCUAUUAACCGUUAUGUAAAUUCACCGCAUCAUCCUACUCCAGAUAAUGCUUUCGUUUGUGGAAGUUAUUUACGUGCACCUGAAGCUGGAGGAGGAAUUUUACACGAACGUGAUCCUCCAGUGAAACAUAGAAGUAAAAAAAGGGAGGAACAUAAAUUAAUCAAUCAAUCAAUUGAUCAACCAAUUGAUAGUUUAAGCGUAGCUGGCCCAUCAAGAUUAUCAGAUGGAAUUUCUAAUAGCACAAUCAGAUCAACAGCCAGCAAUGGAACCAUUUUAAGCAGAGUUAUACAGAACAUUGAAAAUGACAGUGCCAAUGAACCCAAUACUUUAUAUCAUUCAGUUUUGCCAAAUACAAUUAAUCCUCAACAGCAGUCGAUCCAUACAAGAAACGAUGAUACACCAUCAGCACCAGAUCUGCAAUUGGAUUGGUCAUCGAGUAGUGACGACGCUACCAGUAGCGAUGACGAAGAUGGCUCGGUUGAAGUCCUUGGAACAGUAAAUCAUAAUAACAAGCAAAAUUCUGUACAAAAUAACGAAGAGGGUAAUCGUCCGGUAACUGUAGUUGAUUUAACCGUGGAAUCAGAUGAAGAACAUACUCCACCUACGCCAACAACUUCAGUAGUAAAUCCAACAGAUUAUGUACAUAGUGGGAACAACUCUUAUUGUAUGCAUGGCACACCAGACUACAUGUACCAUAACAGGUGUAUGCAUCACAAUUAUAGAACUCCAGUUCCAGUUAUACCUGUAGGAUAUGGAGUACCAGAUAUUUUACAAAUAAGACCGCGUAUGCAUCCUGUACAAGAAAGAUUAUGGAGGAUACAGCAGCGUGUACAAGAAGUACAUAGGAGAUGUCAAUAUCCAAGAUUUUCGUCGCAUCACACUAGCACAUCGUCGUGUAAUCCGCACGUGCAUCAAGCAAACCAGCACACGUGUAAUAACGGAAAUUCUAAUCCCCCGAAUAAUCGUUGCAAUGGUACGGAAAAUAUGACCUACGUGGAAAAUUAUCUUCCGUCUCCGAUAUUACCACCACCACAGCAACCUACCGUUUAUAGUCAUCCAGAAGCGAGAGGAGCACCGAGUUUUAGUCCACCUUGUCCCGUGCAACCUGUUAUGGAAAAUUCUUUGAGUGGUGUUGUAGAAAUGGAACCAACACCAUCAGUAUUGCCCCCAAUGUCGGUUCAUCCAUAUGUACAUCAUCAUAUGUAUCAUUAUGGUCCUCACCGAAGACAACCCGGGCCACAUAUUCAUAUAAACUGGUUGCCACAUCCUCCUUUGCAAGGAUCUGGGGCUCAUGAUAUGAUGCCAUUUUCACCUUUGAGUUCACUUCACAUGCGCCUUGCAUACAAUUUACGACGUAUGGCUCACAUUAGUUGUGGAGCAACUCAGGAGUCAAUUGAAAAUCAUACAUUCCGCCAUAAGUACAAACGGGUUAAGAAAGUUGAAAAUGGUGAAGAUGCUAUAGAAAAGUGUACUAUAUGUUUGUCUGAAUUCGAAGACUGUGAAAGUGUCAGGAGGCUUCCAUGUAUGCAUUUAUUUCACAUAGACUGUGUUGAUCAAUGGUUAUGGACGAAUAAACGCUGCCCUAUAUGUCGAGUGGAUAUCGAAACUUUCCUGCAUAAGGAACUUGCCAGCACUGCAUAGUUUAAGGUUGAUUUUAUCCAACUGUUUUCGUUUAUAAAUAUAAUCAGGUAAUAUCCACAUCAUUUAAAUACUUUGAGAUAUCCUAAUCAUGGGUAAUCCCAUUUCUGACAAUGUUAUGGAUGUUGGUGUAAAAAAAAAUUUCACUGUGAAUAAUCAAAAUAUGAAUAACUAAAAUAGAACUAAGUUCCUGGAGUAGUAGGGGAGGUUUGUUUUGAUUUAACAUUAUUAUCCUUGCAUUCGUUUUAUGGGUAUUAAUAAUGCUGUAUAUAAUGAAUGUUAGGUUUGUUACAUGUUAUUAAUGAAAUUUGUAUUUUUUUUUUAAAUGAUUUGUCGCGUACAUAAUGCUUCACGUAACAACAAAUUGUUGAAAUUAUAUCAAGCAUUUGAAAUCAUAUAUGUCUUCACGUUUAUUUUUAUCCAACUUUUUCAUUACUUGUAAUAAGAAAAGAAGAUGUUAAUUAUUGAAACCUCUAGGCAGUUGCCAAUUAUUGUGAAUUUUUUUUUAAUAGAAACCGAAAAAAAUAGCAGAUGUAAGCUAAUAAGAAUCAUACAAAAAUAGUUUAUUUCUGAAUAAUAGUAAUUCUACUGGGUGCUAUAUUGAUAUAAAUUUUAUAAACACUAAACAUGUAUUAAUAAUUUAUGAAGAAGUUACAAGUUCCGUAUUGGAACGAUUCUUUGAGGCUAUAUGUGUAAAUUUUCACUAAGUUUUUAUAUUAAACGAAUUUUUUUAUUAAAAUUGUACUUGUUAUACUUAAAUAAGUAAUUGUAAAAUUUAAUCAGUUACAAGUAAUACGUUUUGAUAUUUUAAAUUUUCAAAUUUCUUACGGUGUAUAAAAGAAAAAAAAAACGUAAUGAACUUUAAAUAACACCAAAUUUUACAAAUAGAGUAAAGUCUUCAUGAAAAGAGUUAAUAUAAGUUGGAAAUAAAGAGCAUAAUAAAAAAAAAAAUAUAAAAAACAGUAUAGAUAAAAUUUUAAUGAAAUAAGUAUAAUUAAAUGCAUACAACUACUAAUAUUAUGUAAUGUUGCUGUAUAUUAUUAUUGUAUAUAUCAAAACAUAAUAACAUAAUAUAUAUUACAUAUAUACAUCUAUACAGUGACAUUACAUAAAACACUUUCAGCAGGCAUAUAUCAACUACGUGCAGUGUAAUUUUAUAACUUCAUUUUAUAUAUCAAUGGCAGGAGUUAAUUCGUCUUAUUCAACAUAAUAAUAACGAUUUUCACCAAGUGUAUUUUCAACAUUCAAAUGAAAAGCAGACUAUUUUCACUUGUUUUUUAUACAAAUAAUAUAAAUGCCUUUUCAAAGCAAAGAUAUCUGAUAAAAUAUCCUUGAUUUUUAUACUGAAAGGAAAAUGUUAUAGUGCGAAUGAUAAUUCUCACUUAAUUAUUAGCUGUAAGUAACAUGUUUAUGUGAUGAUUGUUUGAUUAUAGCACUAGAGAAAGAAAAUAAAAGGCAGUAUAAUGUAAAAUGUAAAUGUUAAACUAAGUCAACAAUUUAAGGCCGUUAAAUUGAUCGUGCAAACUUUCUCAGCCUAAUUAGCGAAGCUAAGCCAAAGAUAUAAAACCUAAACUAAAAAUUAAAUACUCAAUUAUCAUUCUUGAAGUAUUAAAACAUACACGUACGUACACACUGGUUUCACAAAUUCUAAUUACAUUUCUAUUCAAAAUUUUCAUUAUAUUAAAAUAGGUUCAUAAAGAAAAGCUCAUUCUCUGUGCAUAAUGGAAUAUCAAGAUAUCAGAUGUAUAUUUUAAUUCGUAACUAUUCAAUGAGAUGAAAGCUUUGCUGUUACAUAUAAAGAAAUUAUUGUAGAAAUUAUUUACUGCACUCUGCGGGCCUUAUGUAAUAUUAGAUAUGUAAAUAGUUACUAGAUUACAAUGUAAUCAAAAAUGACACUGAAAUGAUAGAAAACAGCGAUCAUGUAAACAAAUGUACUAUCAUUCAGAACUUCCAAUACCUAACAUUAACAAAGGGCUAAUUGAAAAGCUCUACUAUUAACAUUGUUAAAUGUACCAAAUCAUUUAAUUGUGAAAAUAUGAUUCUGCAUAGCGUUUGCGACAUUGAUCAUUGAUCAUUUUCAUACGGUAAUUCGGUUUAAGGGCAGUGUAUAUUAUGGAAGCUACGUUAAAAUUGUAGAAACAAAUUGAAUCAUCGGGAAUGUUAAUUUUAAUUGUAAAACGAAUGAUUAUUUAACGAAACAUCACGAUCACUUUACACUUGUGUAAUUUUUUUUUUAUAUAAAUCAUAGGAUUUUGAUUUAUUGAAUCAAAGUUGCAAGAUUUUCAAUGGAAUUCCCACAUAAAAUUAUUAAAUAGGGAAAAAGCGAAAUGUUUGUUCUAUGAAUAAUAUUGUUUUACAGAAUAACAAGUAAGUGUGUUUAACAAAUCAUUGUAAAUAUCGAGGUACUGCGUUUUUAAUGAUUUAUAAUAAUUUAUUAAAGUAUUGUAUUAUUGGUAUCGCCAAAAAGAAAAUGGGAAUCCAACGUUUGCAUAUCGUAAUAGGUUGACAAUUUCUUCAAAGUCAUUGUCGAAACGCGUUUCUCAGCAAUGUAAUCAACAUUGUUAAGAAAGUUUCAUUCCACUGCCAUUAAUGGACAAUGAUUCAAAAGUAACCAGCAGAAAGUCUACAUGUACGAUUACUCUAUCUGAUUUAUCGUUUUAAAUACAGGAUCGAAUAAAAAAGUGUAUGUUACAGCGUUUAACAUGUAAAUUUUCUGUUCAACAAACAAAUGCGAGCGCGUCAUAAUGCUUUUCUGUUUUAUGUAUAAAUCAUUGAGAAUGAACGGACGUUCAGAAAGUUUCUGAGAGAACAUCGUAUAUUAAUGAUUCGAGUAUACGUGUAUAACAAAUAAAAAGAAAUUUACUUAAAAA
This is a messenger RNA of Osmia lignaria (orchard mason bee), 5410 nucleotides long. RefSeq lists its product as uncharacterized. The record is from RefSeq and is a predicted model, not a curated record. NCBI's taxonomy places the organism in Eukaryota, Metazoa, Arthropoda, Insecta, Hymenoptera, Megachilidae. Gene Ontology annotation, cellular component: nucleus. Gene Ontology annotation, molecular function: ubiquitin protein ligase activity.